Exophiala aquamarina CBS 119918 is the source of this 960-nucleotide messenger RNA. RefSeq lists its product as uncharacterized. Lineage: Eukaryota; Fungi; Ascomycota; Eurotiomycetes; Chaetothyriales; Herpotrichiellaceae. The record is from RefSeq and is a predicted model, not a curated record. Bases 1 to 960 code for a protein of 319 amino acids. The transcript has 3 exons.
AUGAAACUAACCAAUUCGCUGUGUCGCCCCUUCUCGUCUGCUCGAUUGGUUUGGGACCCCCACUUUUCAGAACGACAAACCAUAUCCUAUGCAGCCGAAGAUAUUCGCCUGGAGCCUGAUCCCUCCGAAACAAUUACAGCCUCAUUCCUAAAUGUCUGGUCCGGGCAUUUGAACCCCCCCGACCUAUCUUUCAGGGCCCUAGGCGAGUUCCUAGAUAAGGGCGAUAUUCGAGAUCUAAGAGAUACGACUCGUCCUGCCCGACUUACGCGAUUGGCCUUAGUUGACGAUCGUAGGGAUCCAUGCGGGCUGGACGAGAGCCAAUACCCGCCGACGAGCAAUGGACAAACUCGGAGCUGGACAUCCGAACAAUACACCCGUUGGCCGACCCCUGGUCUAGAUAGGUACCGUGCGGCUUUGGAUGAACGAGCAUUAUAUGACAAGCUCUCUGAGAAGGCGAGGAGAAAGAUCAGGAAUGCCGUCAUCCAGGAAACUGAUCGUUGCUUAGAGAUCCUUGAAUCGCGCCGAGAGACGUACACUGAAGGCGCUUAUUACGGAUCAAUGGAUGGCAACGAUUUCUUCGACGACGCACAACUUGGUCGCACGAAGUCGUACACAAAGGCAGUGACUAUCAUGAGAAAGUUCAAUGACGUCCUCAUCCUUAGUCUGGACACUUUCCGGGACUUUGAGCAAGAUGAAUUGCAGUACUUUAACACCGGGAACGAAAUGCUGGAUGAUCUCUGGAAGCGGUACUUGGACCGCAUUUUUGACGGCUUCGCAACCAUGCAAUAUCUCCAGAGGGUUUUGGUCCAAAAGAUCCAGACUUUUGAUCGCAUGAAGGAUGGUCUGGUCAACUCGUCUGCACUGAAGGAGAGCCGCUAUUCUACGAAACAAGGAGAUGAUAUCGCCGUACUCACCAACAUGACGGUGGUAAAUAAGCCCCCCUUCCCCUCUACGUUUUGA